Messenger RNA from Amaranthus tricolor (Joseph's coat), 1357 nucleotides. RefSeq names its product trans-resveratrol di-O-methyltransferase-like. Gene Ontology annotation, biological process: methylation. Gene Ontology annotation, molecular function: O-methyltransferase activity; protein dimerization activity; S-adenosylmethionine-dependent methyltransferase activity. Lineage: Eukaryota; Viridiplantae; Streptophyta; Magnoliopsida; Caryophyllales; Amaranthaceae. Bases 22 to 1149 code for a protein of 375 amino acids. The record is from RefSeq and is a predicted model, not a curated record. The transcript has 2 exons.
GAUGAAUGGCAACACAAAUUCAUGAAAUACAAACAAAUGGAUUUACCUACCUUUACAAUUAAUGAAGAUAAUGCAAAAGAGCUGUUAGAAGCACAACGUAACAUAUGGAUACAUACUUUUUACUACCUCAAAUCCAUGGCCUUAAAGUGUGUCCUUCAACUUGGCAUUCCAGAUACCAUUCAUAAACAUGGCAAACCCAUGUCUUUAAAUGAACUAGCCACUUCUCUUCCAAUUCACCCCAAUAACAUUCCUUCCCUUAAUCGUCUAAUGCGCAUUUUAGAAUCUUCUAACUUCUUCUCCAAGAAACUUCUAGAAGAUGGAGGAUAUGGGUUUGAUCUUACAUUGAGCUCCCAACUCCUGCUGAAAAACCACCCACAUACUCAAGCACAAUUUUCUCUUACACUGCUUGAGCAAAUGGUAACUGAUCCAUCUCAUCAUCUUACAAGCUGGUUCCAAAAUGAUGCAGAAUCCUCCUUCCAUGUUUUAAAUGGAAUGAGUUUCUGGGAGCAUAUGAGCCAUGAUUCUAAGUUUAAUCAGUGUUUUAAUGAAGCCAUGGAAUGUGAUUCGAGAUUCGUAACAAGCUUGUUGGUGAAUAACAAAAGUUUUAAGGGCAUAUUUGAGGGUGUUGAAACGUUGGUGGAUGUAGGGGGUGGUAAUGGGACUACUGUUAAGGCCAUUACUGAAGCUUAUCCAUGGCUGAAGUGCAGUGUUCUUGACUUACCACAUGUUGUCCAAGGAUUACAGGAGAAAGCUUCAAGUAAUGUUAAGUUUGUAGCAGGUGAUAUGUUUGAAGCUGUUCCUCAUGCUGAUGCUGUCUUACUUAAGUGGAUACUGCAUGAUUGGAGUGAUAAAGAUUGCAUAAAGAUUCUAAAACUGUGCAAAGAAGCGAUCUCUAACAAAAACAAAGGAGGGAAAUUAAUAAUCAUAGAUAUUGUGGUGGAUUCUGAAAAUGAUCAUAUCAUAUCAAAGGAGUCUAAUACGAAGUAUUUAUUUGAUAUGCUGAUGAUGUCUCUCUUUGGAGAUGGAAAGGAAAGAACUGAACAACAAUUCAAGAAUCUUUUUCAACAAGCUGGUUUUAGUGAUUAUAAGAUUAUUCCAAUUUUGGGUUUAAGAUCAAUCAUUGAGGUUUAUCCUUCACAAAUAAUUUAAAGUUUUCAUAUGUAUGAUAAUUUGAUUUGUGUUAAUUUGUGUUUUUCCUUCCGUUUGGAUUAAUUGUGGGCUUUUCGAAGCUUAUCAAUAUGAUUUAAUGCAUAAGCUUAAUUAUUAUUGCAAAUGUUAUUAUACACUUGCUUAUAAUAAAGCUGUUGUUUUGUUACUUUGCUUAUUAUUAAAAUAAUAAAAGAAAUAUUAGCUUCAA